GAGAACACGAAUCGCGCGCUACGGAAGAAGCAGCAUGGGUUCGACCACGACGACGAUGAUCAGAACCGUUCCUUCAGGAUUUCAACAAAAUCUUCGAACUUCCAGACAAAUUUCCGUAACAAGCUGCCACAGUCGUGUUCUAACAUGUCGAAGCUCCACACGCAUCGAUUUCCUUAAUAUUCAGCAGCAUCUGUGUAGGAGGCUACUAUUUCCUAGUAGUUCCCAUAGGAGUGGUCUAACACGUUUGCCCAAUCGGAUAUCUGCAUCUAGUUCUGGUUUAGAGGCAUCUAUUACAGAUAAGAAGGGCAAUGCAAUACCAUUGAAAAAUGCCAAGAUAGUCAUCGAGUCUCAAGAUGAAAAUAAGAUACAAUUAAGAGUGGAGUUGAGUGGGGAUGAGACGCAAAAAGUAUUUGAUCAAGUUUUAACAAAUUUAGCUCGCGAAGCACCGCCAGUUCCAGGAUUUCGCCGGCAAAAAGGAGGAAAAACAUCCCAGGUCCCAAAGAGCUUCCUCUUACAGAUACUUGGUGAGGAGCGUGUCACCAAGUUUGUGAUACAAGAAAUUGUGAACUCAACCAUGGCUGAUUAUGUAAAGAAGGAAAAUCUGAGUGUUAAGGACCAGAAAAUCAACACAAUCCAGACAGCUGAAGAACUCAAGUCCUUGUUUAUACCUGGAAAUAAAUUCGGAUUUAACGCCACAAUCGAACUUGAAAAUUCAGAAAUUGACAAGACACCAACCGCCUGAAUCUCCUAAAUGUGAAGUGAUGAUAUAUUUUCUCCUUUAUGAAACAUUCAAUUCUUUCCAUUACACUUUCAAGGUUUUCUGCA
Alnus glutinosa is the source of this 825-nucleotide messenger RNA. RefSeq lists its product as uncharacterized. Gene Ontology annotation, molecular function: protein folding chaperone; peptidyl-prolyl cis-trans isomerase activity; ribosome binding. The record is from RefSeq and is a predicted model, not a curated record. The transcript is spliced from 8 exons. NCBI's taxonomy places the organism in Eukaryota, Viridiplantae, Streptophyta, Magnoliopsida, Fagales, Betulaceae. Bases 35 to 742 code for a protein of 235 amino acids. Gene Ontology annotation, biological process: protein unfolding; protein transport; 'de novo' cotranslational protein folding.